UUGCCCGGAGUGAUAUGUGCAACAGUCGGUGUUUAUGUUGAUGAGAUGAUUGGCCUUAGCAAUCCAAAACAUGAUGGAUUUUUUACUGCAGAAUUUCGCCAUUUUGAUCAUAAAGGACCUUGUUAGAAUUAUUUGAUGUGUGAUGAGGAUGCUGUCCCAAGAAUUCAUGGAUAACUAAAUGACGUCAAUUCGCCUGUACAGUCACUUACCACCAGCUGGUAAAAUGCCAGGACUGAGUCGUACAAGUGAUUACCAUGGGUACCCACCAAGUGGAAAAGGCUCAAGCUACCAGACUUCGACCACUGUGCAAAGGUCCAGUAGAGCAUCCAGUGUUCCAAGAAGUCCUGCUUCUUAUGGCAGUACUACUACUAGGUCAAGACCUUCCCUUUUUACUAGUACUACUACUAACCAUAGGCCAACGUCGCGGACCAAUAUCACAACAAAUUUAAGGUCAUUACCGCCGGGACCCGGGCCUUUGGACUCAUCAGGAAGAAAGUUGAGUAACUUCACUGUGAAUGGACCUUCGACUCGUGACUUUAAGACCCGUUCAACAAAUAGUUCCUCAAGUAUUGGUGGAAGCAGACCUUUGAAAGUUGACCAUAGCAGCACAUCAUAUUCUAGUGGGUAUGAGUUUGGAUCUUCUACAACAUCAACCCUACCAAGGGAACGUCCUUCUAGUGGGCUGAGAGGUCGAAGAUCAUCAAGUAUUGCUAGCCUUAGUGAGAAAGCUUCUUCACUCCGAAUGGAUGAUGAACUUAGUUCAUGCACUCCAAGGUCAAGGAUAUCGGACACACAAGAUUUGUCGUCUUCACGUACUUCAAAGCGUGACCAAUAUGAAUCGGAAAGAGAUACUCGGGAAUAUAGAAGGAACAGUCGUACUACUAGUAUUGAACCGAAAGACACAAGUAGUUCUUCAGACUUUUUCACCAAGAAUUUUUCAUCUUCAAAUUCAAGAUUAAGUAGUCCCUCCCAUGAAAAGGAGUCAAGUCUUCCGCCAACAGGACGGAAAUAUGAAAAUGGUUUAGAUACGUUGUCAAAAGCAGGACGCAGCUCUUCCAACUCAUAUACCUCUUCUGUGAAUAGUAGCAGAUACCUAAAUGCAGGGAAGACUGGUCUCCGGAAUCUUGGAAACACGUGUUUUAUGAACUCAGUGCUACAGUGCCUUAGUAACACCAAGCCUCUGAUUGAGUUCUGCCUGAAUGAGGAUUACUUGUCGGAGAGAAAUACAACAACCAGCUCAAUGAAGGGACAGCUGAUGACAGCCUAUGCAAAUUUAAUGACCUCAAUGUGGAAAGACAAUGAUGCUUCACAUAUAUCGCCGAGUGCUUUCAAGAUGCAGGUCCAAAAGUUUGCUCCAAGGUUCACAGGUUAUGCACAACAAGAUGCCCAGGAAUUUUUACGUUACCUGCUGGAGGGUCUACAUGAGGAUGUUAACAAAGUGCGCUCCAAACCCAAACCUGUCACUAUCAAGGAUGAGGACUUUACAAAUGACAGUGAAAAAGCGGAGGAGUACUACAGAGUAUACCUGUCUUAUGAUAACAGUCGAAUAGUGGAAAUAUUUGUUGGACAGUUGAAAAGUGAGUUGAGAUUCAAAGAUUGUGGUCACAAGUCAACAACAUUUGAUCCAUUCUGGGAUUUAUCAGUUCCAAUACCAAAGCGAGGGUCCCAGGUCAGUAUACAGCAAUGUAUCAACCUGUUUAUGAAGGAAGAGGAGCUUGAUCAUGAUGAACGACCUACGUGUGAGCAGUGUAAGAAGAGGAAGGCCUGUACAAAGAGUUUUAGUAUACAGAGAUUUCCUCAGAUCCUCGUCCUACAUUUGAAACGUUUCAGUCAGGGCCGAUACAGCCAGAAAGUGUCGUCAUGUGUUGAUUUCCCAAGUACGCUAGAUAUGUCAGACUAUGCUUCUGAAAAAGGUGCAUCACGAGUUAUAUACAAUUUGUAUGCUGUCAGCAAUCAUAUAGGAAGUGUCUACUCCGGCCAUUAUACAGCCUACUGUAAACAUCCCUAUUCCAACGAGUGGAACUCCUUUAACGAUACUAGAGCCACUUCAACAAGUUCUAGUAGUGUGAUAUCCCCUGAAGCCUAUGUUUUGUUUUACGAAUUGUCAAGCCAAAGGUCUGCACGCCUAUAACAUCUUUCACCAGAAAAACUCAUCUAAUGCUAUUGUGAUUGGACUGUGAGAGUCUCUAACUUAAUGAAUGAUAACACUGUCAGGAAUUUUUAUAUUUACUCACUCACACUUGGAUAGAAGUAUGAGCUGAGUGAUCAUCCAUAACAAAUUUGGUUUCACAUAAUUAAUUUUUUUUUUUUUGGAAAGAACAAUUGUGAAGUGAAUAUUGUUCUAUAAUAAAUUGAAGAUUAAAGUUGGUAGGUAUCAUAUUACAUUUAUUCAUGCGAAUAUUUAUGGAUGAUGUGCUUCAUCACCAAUGAAGUUUAUUAUAAGAAAUAGAUGAAAUGAAAAUUAUAUGACCACAAAUGUCCAAAGAAUUAUAACAAUUCAAAUUAAUUUCAUUUCCUAUUUUUUCACUUCAUUAUGGCAAAAAUAUAUAGAUAGCUGAGAAUUAAAAAGGAUAAAAUUUGAACAGGAAUUCGUUCUUUUGACAAAAGAAAUGUAAAGGUAAAUACAUCCAAUGCUUACCAAUUUAUACAUAAUCCUGGGUUCUGUACUGUCAAAUAAUUAAUUUUCGUGGGAGAUUAAUUUCUCAUUGCUUCCAUGGGUAAUUUAAUUUUUUUAACUUACAUAUCUUUGAACUGUUGAAAUAAGUAUACACUUGAAAAAAGUGUCUACAAUUUUUUUUUUUUUUGAAAAACCACGAAAAUUAGGCCCCGUGAAAAUUUUGAUUUUACAGCAGAUUAUUAAUAGGGCAGGUGAUCCUAGUUGUUAAUUGUGUGGUGCAGGGUUCACCAGUAGUUAAAUGGAAUAGAAAAUGUAUGAUAGGACAGGAGAGAUAUUUAUAGUGUAUAAGGGAAUAAAAUGUGUUAUUUAUUGACCUAUCUAUAUACAUGUGUGGUUAACUAUUUUUAUAACCAUAUAGCAUUUUCUUGGAGUUGAACUUUUACAGUUGCUGUAGUACAACCAAAUUACAACUAUUUUAUAUUGGAUCCUAAAACUUAAUUUCAUUUAAUUUUAGUUAACAGAAAUAUAACAGAUUGGAUAUUGCUAAAAUUAGAACUCUUAUGAAAUGUAACAAAAAUGAAAUUAACUAUGGAAACUGUAUAUAUGGUAAGUAAAAA
Ylistrum balloti is the source of this 3234-nucleotide messenger RNA. RefSeq names its product ubiquitin carboxyl-terminal hydrolase 2-like. The transcript has 13 exons. The record is from RefSeq and is a predicted model, not a curated record. The coding region runs from base 179 to 2131 and encodes 650 amino acids. Gene Ontology annotation, molecular function: cysteine-type deubiquitinase activity. NCBI's taxonomy places the organism in Eukaryota, Metazoa, Mollusca, Bivalvia, Pectinida, Pectinidae. Gene Ontology annotation, biological process: protein deubiquitination. Gene Ontology annotation, cellular component: cytoplasm.